UCCAAGCCAGCGAAACCCUAUCUCGCGGAGGGCUCUAUUUCUUCGAUCCGACUCUCAAAAGGAUCGGUAAGGCCCUCUUCGACGCUGCUGCUUCCUACCUUUGCUGAAACCUUUAGCGGUAGAAGCCCAACUUCCCCUCCGGAAUGGCGCCGAAGAAGGACAAGGCUCCUCCUCCGUCUUCUAAGCCGGCCAAAUCCGGCGGAGGGAAGCAGAAGAAGAAGAAGUGGAGCAAGGGAAAGCAGAAGGAGAAGGUGAACAACGCGGUGCUCUUCGAUCAGGCAAGCUAUGAUAAGAUGCUCUCCGAGGUUCCCAAGUACAAGAUGAUCACUCCCUCUGUGCUGUCUGACAGAUUGAGGGUCAAUGGAUCACUGGCGAGAAGGGCAAUAAAGGAUCUAAUGGCAAGGGGUUCCAUCAGGAUGGUAUCUGCCCAUGCCAGUCAACAAAUUUACACAAGAGCCACCAACACCUAGAGGGACAAUUCUGGGUUUUGUUCUUGGUUGAUGAUGUUCUUCAUAUUUCAAGAGUUAGUGACUUGUGCUUUUUGUUGUUUUUGAAACAAAACAAGUCUUUUGUUUUGGAUCCUAUCUUCUGUCGUUUAUUAAAUCCUGUAGCAGCUAAAUGAAUUUUAAUAUUUUAUGCUAUGAUUUACCAAUAAGAAAAAAAGUAAUACCUUUAUGUUU
Molecule: messenger RNA, 680 nt
Organism: Phoenix dactylifera (date palm)
Lineage: Eukaryota; Viridiplantae; Streptophyta; Magnoliopsida; Arecales; Arecaceae
Product: small ribosomal subunit protein eS25
Source: RefSeq, a predicted model, not a curated record